AUGUCCAGAGAUGAAGCUAUCAAGAACAACGCGUUCCAUGGUGAAAUGUUUUGGAAUGCUUAUGGAGGAAUCGGUGGUUUUUGCAAUAAUGACAAUAAUGAUAUAAAAAUAAUUAAAACAAUAAACUUUAUUAAUUAUUUUCUUGCAUAUAACUUUCCCUAUAUAUCUUGA
Messenger RNA from Debaryomyces hansenii CBS767, 171 nucleotides. Its product is annotated as DEHA2E01254p. The transcript has a single exon. Lineage: Eukaryota; Fungi; Ascomycota; Pichiomycetes; Serinales; Debaryomycetaceae. The coding region runs from base 1 to 171 and encodes 56 amino acids. The record is from RefSeq and is a predicted model, not a curated record.